UUUAAGGUCAGGAAUGAAAUGACACACCUUGUCUCCUUUCGGAGGAGGAGAGCUCAGCCAGGUCUCCUUUGCCUCACCUGGGUGCCAGCAGCAUCCUUAUUGCCAACUCACCUGGCUACCAAAGUGCAGGUGGCAGAGAGAGACUUGUGCAUUGCAGCCGCGGGCAAGACUUCUUCUCCUGGACAAGUGAGCCUCUUUCCUCCUCCUCCUUUCGCCCCACAUGCUGCCCCCUUCCUGAGGGCAAGGCUGAAGGGGAGCAGCUGGGCUUUGGGAUGCAGGUCAGAGGCCACCUGUGCUGAACACACCUGCGUCUUCACGCUCUCCCUUCUGCCAAGGCAGGGGCCCCUCCUGGCUGGAGUCCUGCUGCAGAUCCCCCCCCCACAACUCCCCCCCUGUGGAUUUCCUCCCCCCCAGGAUCUCUUCCUGAGACCCAGGGUCAGAAGAUGUCUCUGAAGAAACACCUGGAGGCCCUUAGCGUCUUCCAGUGGGUCCUCACCUUCUUCUUCUUUGGUCCCUUCUUCUCCGUUCUCCUGGUCUACCUGCUCUUCACCUCCUACUGGCCUAUCAGCGUCCUGUAUUUUGCCUGGUGGAUCUUCGACUGGGAUACGCCACAGAGAGGUGGGCGCCGCUGUGACUGGAUGAGGCGCUGGAGAGUCUGGGAGCUCCACCGGGAUUAUUUCCCCAUCAAGCUGGUGAAGACGGCCGAGCUGCCCCCGACGCGGAACUACGUCCUGGGCUCCCACCCCCACGGGAUCCUCUGCACGGGGGCCUUUUCCGCCUUCUGCACCGAGGCCACGGGCUUUUCCCGCACCUUCCCUGGCCUCCGCCCCAGCCUGGCCCUCCUUGCAGGGCUCUUCCGCAUGCCUGUCUUCCGGGACUACCUGAUGAGCUCAGGGAUGGUCCCGGUCAACAAAAGGUCCCUGGACUUCCUCCUGAGUGGCCCCCCCGGGCACGCGGUGGUCAUCGUGGUGGGGGGUGCGUCCGAGUCGCUGGACAGCGCCCCCGGAGAGCAGCGCGUCCGCCUUCAGGGGAGGAAGGGCUUCGUGCGCCUGGCACUGCAACACGGGGCUGACCUGGUGCCCGUUUACACCUUUGGGGAGAAUGACAUUUACCGACAGAUCCGCUUCCCCGAGGGCAGCUUCGCUCGCUGCUUCCAGCUCGGUUUCAAGCAGCUGAUUGGCUUCGCCCCUUGUCUCUUCAGCGGGAGGGGCCUCUUCUCCAGCCGCUCCUGGGGGAUCCAGCCUAUGGCUGCCCCCCUCACGGUGGUGGUGGGGAAGCCUAUCCCGGUCCCGCUCUGCCCGCGCCCCACCGAGGACGAGGUGAACAGCUUCCACACUCUCUACGUCGAGGCCCUGAAGGAGCUCUUUGACGCCCAUAAAGAAUCCUGCGGCCUCCCGGCCUCCCAGCAGCUCCUCGUCACCUAGAGGGACCCAGACUUGACCCGAAGCAGCAUCAGGGGACACAAGGUUGUGAUGGGGGGAGACACACGGGAGUCUUUGCCCCCCCAUCCCCAUCUGUACACAGUGAUACGGAAGGGGGGCAUGUCUUCUUCACCCUUCCGCUGGUCACCAGAGGGUCCGAGGCCAUGACCUUAAGGGCACCCAGCCCCACAUGGACCCCUCAGCCCCCACACCAUUGCACAAGCACCACACUUUACCCCAAGCCCCAUAAAU
Podarcis muralis (Common wall lizard) is the source of this 1673-nucleotide messenger RNA. RefSeq names its product 2-acylglycerol O-acyltransferase 3-like. Gene Ontology annotation, molecular function: diacylglycerol O-acyltransferase activity. The record is from RefSeq and is a predicted model, not a curated record. Lineage: Eukaryota; Metazoa; Chordata; Lepidosauria; Squamata; Lacertidae. Gene Ontology annotation, cellular component: endoplasmic reticulum membrane. Gene Ontology annotation, biological process: triglyceride biosynthetic process.